This is a messenger RNA of Eurypyga helias (sunbittern), 189 nucleotides long. RefSeq names its product 40S ribosomal protein S21-like. The record is from RefSeq and is a predicted model, not a curated record. Lineage: Eukaryota; Metazoa; Chordata; Aves; Eurypygiformes; Eurypygidae. Gene Ontology annotation, biological process: endonucleolytic cleavage in ITS1 to separate SSU-rRNA from 5.8S rRNA and LSU-rRNA from tricistronic rRNA transcript (SSU-rRNA, 5.8S rRNA, LSU-rRNA); endonucleolytic cleavage to generate mature 3'-end of SSU-rRNA from (SSU-rRNA, 5.8S rRNA, LSU-rRNA); translation. The transcript is spliced from 3 exons. The annotation marks the transcript as partial. Gene Ontology annotation, cellular component: cytosolic small ribosomal subunit; ribosome. Gene Ontology annotation, molecular function: structural constituent of ribosome.
GUUGACAAGGUAACAGGCAGAGUAAAUGGCCAGUUCAAGACAUAUGCCAUUUGUGGACCAAUUCGUAGAAUGGGUGAAUCAGAUGACUCCAUUCUGCGUCUGGCAAAAAAUGAUGGAAUUGUUUCCAAGUAUGUAUGUUUAUCUCCUCCUCUAACUCUUGCAGGAGAACUUCUAGCUGAAGAAACUCCG